AUGAAGUCGGGCAAAUACGAUCGGGCAGCUGUUCUGUUGACAAAUGCGAUCUGUGAGCCCACUGCUAGCGACAUGGCACCAUUAUCGUACUCAUCGAAGAGAUUUGAAGCCAUAGAUUCUUCCACAUUGGCGUUGUUCACCUCUCGUGGGGUCGCUUUGGCCCAGUCCCACGAUUUCAACGCUGCUAUAGCAGACUUCAACACCGCUAUAUCGAAGGGCCUCUCGCUGACGUCUGAAGAGAUCUUAUGGAUGGCUCGCUCUCAUCUCUAUCUUGGCUCGACUGCAUCUGCCCUUUUUAUCAUUGAGGACGUACUGAGGCUGGAUCCCCAAAACGAGGACGCGCGGGCUCUGAGGAAACGUCUCAUGGCUCUGGAAGUCCACAUUCAGAGCUACCAAAAGGCACAGUCUUGUGCAAACUGGAGAGCCGCCAGGACUGCAUAUCAAUCCUGCCUCACCAUAUUUGCCGAGGAGAAUGGUCCUCUGCCCGUCCAAUUCCGCUGCUGGGGAAUCGAGCUGCAGCUAGCGGAAUGCGACUGGGAGAAAGCUGUAAGCGGCACGGAGUACCUUCUGAGUAAAGAGCCGGAAGCAGUUCAAGUCAUAACUUUGCGCGCCGUAGUCCUUCUGCUAGUUGGAAACUGUUCUGAAGCACUUCUCCAUCUGGCAGUUGUACUCAGACUGGACCCGGACAAUAAGAAUCUUCUAGCGCUGAGGACUCGAUGUAAAGAUAUUAAACAGCUGCAAGAAGAAGGAGAAACACUAGGACUGGGUGGUAAAUGGUCUGAGGCAAUUAGGAAAUGGAACGAGGCACUUACGCUCGUCGGCGAGAAGGGGACGGAAGGUGGGGGCGGCCCGCUCAGGGCCAAGCUGCUUCAUCGAAUAGCCAAUGGGCAAUUGAAGCUCGGCCAGUUGUCGGAUGGGCUCAGAACCAUUGAUAGCGCUUUGAAGUUGGACCAAGUGUCUCCCCGUGCCCACAUAGUACGCGGCCGAUUACACCUUGCUCUUCGGCUUUAUGAUCUUGCCGUCGACGACCUCAAGGCUGCCGUUCAAUAUGGGAUAUCCAAACUGAAUCAGGACGAGCUUGCUGAGCUGCAGGCCGAACUCGCAAGUGCCACAAGAAAAGCAGCGGCCGAACGCGGAAGGCCACCAAACUACUACAGUGUUCUAGGUCUCCCAAGAAGGUGUACAGCCAGUGAUAUCCGCAAAGCGUACACGACGCAAGCACUCAAGCACCAUCCGGAUAAGGGUGGUAUGGAAGAAAUGUUCAAGCGAGUGUUUGAGGCCUACUCUGUCCUGAAAGACCCAAAGGCUCGACGCUCGUAUGAUGCAACGCUGUCAGCAUCGCAUGGCUAG
This is a messenger RNA of Fibroporia radiculosa, 1350 nucleotides long. RefSeq lists its product as uncharacterized. Bases 1 to 1350 code for a protein of 449 amino acids. Gene Ontology annotation, molecular function: protein binding. The transcript has 6 exons. Lineage: Eukaryota; Fungi; Basidiomycota; Agaricomycetes; Polyporales; Fibroporiaceae. The record is from RefSeq and is a predicted model, not a curated record.